AUGAGGAUCUUACCCGAACCUCGAGGUUCGGUUCCAUGCCUCCUCCUCCUCCUCCUCGUCUCUGUUCUCUUUUCAGCGACUCUCUCUCGCGCUCGUGUCGUCGAAGUUGUCGGUUACGCCGAGAGCAAGAUCAAAAACCCCCAUGCAUUCUCAGGACUCCGAGUGACGAUUGAGUGCAAGGUGAAUAAAGGCCAUUUUGUUACAAAAGGUUCCGGAAACAUUGACGAUAAAGGCAAGUUCGGUCUUAAUAUUCCUCGUGACAUUGUCUCCGACGACGGAGCUUUAAAGGAGGAGUGUUACGCUCAGCUUCACAGCGCGGCCGGAACACCUUGUCCGGCUCACGACGGGAUCGAAUCCAGCAAGAUAGUAUUUUUGUCCAAAUCAGGAGAUAAACAUGUUUUGGGUCUCAAACAAAAUCUGAAGUUUUCACCGGAACUUUGCGUUUCGAAAUUCUUUUGGCACAUGCCUAAGUUCCCGCCUUUUAAGGGCUUUGAUCAUCAUUUCCCUUUGCCUCCACCUUUCCAACUUCCACCUUUUCCUAAACCUUGCCCUCCGAAACUAAGUCCCCCCGAGGAGGUUCCUCCUCCGGUUCCGGUUUACGACCCUCCCCCAAAGGUCGAACAUCCUCCACCUGUCCCGGUUUACAAGCCACCUCCAAAGGUCGAGCAUCCUCCACCUGUCCCGGUAUACGAGCCCCCACCAAAGGUCGAGCAUCCUCCACCUGUUCCGGUAUACAAGCCGCCACCAAAGGUCGAGCAUCCUCCACCCGUCCCUGUUUACAAGCCGCCACCAAAGGUGGAGCUUCCACCCCCGGUUCCUAAGAAGCCUUGUCCGCCUAAAUCCCCGAAAAUAGACCCACCGGUUUACAAGCCACCGCCAAAGAUAGAGCACCCACCCCCGGUUCCGGUUUACAAGCCACCUCCAAAGAUAGAGCACCCACCCCCGGUUCCGGUUUACAAGCCACCUCCAAAGAUAGAGCAUCCACCUCCGGUUCCGGUAUACAAGCCACCGCUUAAAAAGCCAUGUCCGCCUAAGCCCCCAAAGAAAGUUGAUCCACCUCCGGUGCCAGUCCACAAGCCGCCGCCUAAGGUAGUCCUUCCACCGCCGGUACCAAUCCACAAGCCCCCAAAGAAGCCUUGCCCGCCGAAGAUCGAGCUUCCACCUCCGGUUCCGAUCUACAAGCCGCCGCCGAAGAUAGAACUUCCCCCACCGGUUCCAAUAUACAAGCCACCGCCGAAGAUAGAACACCCACCAAUCUACAUACCACCGGUUGUGAUCCCGAAGAAGCCGUGUCCUCCACCGGUACCAGUAUACAAACCACCGGUGGUGAUUCCGAAGAAGCCAUGUCCGCCACUUCCACCACUUCCAAAGUUCCCGCCUCUUCCUCCUAAAUACAUUCACCACCCCAAGUUCGGGAAAUGGCCUCCGUUGCCGACACACCCUUGA
Microthlaspi erraticum is the source of this 1446-nucleotide messenger RNA. The record is from the annotation of a GenBank genome assembly. NCBI's taxonomy places the organism in Eukaryota, Viridiplantae, Streptophyta, Magnoliopsida, Brassicales, Brassicaceae.